This is a messenger RNA of Penicillium paradoxum, 1185 nucleotides long. Its product is annotated as putative cell division protein kinase (Ctk1). Bases 1 to 1185 code for a protein of 394 amino acids. Lineage: Eukaryota; Fungi; Ascomycota; Eurotiomycetes; Eurotiales; Aspergillaceae. Gene Ontology annotation, biological process: protein phosphorylation. Gene Ontology annotation, cellular component: nucleus; cytoplasm. The record is from RefSeq and is a predicted model, not a curated record. Gene Ontology annotation, molecular function: ATP binding; cyclin-dependent protein serine/threonine kinase activity. The transcript is spliced from 5 exons.
AUGUCUUGGAAAGACAGUUUUGGGUUUACAGACCGACUGCGAGUCAUACAGUCUCUCACAGCAGCCUAUCAGCGAGCUUCUACCACGCCUGACUCCGCGUUUGCAGAUGCAAUGGCCCAAGCAAAGCGAAUCGAAACCGAGGCGUACGAAAAAGCGACCUCUAAAGAACUAUACAAUUCUAUCUGUCAACAAGCAAUUGAUGAAGCUGAAAUCGCAGGGUCCAUGGAACAGAUAAAUAGUAGCCCAGGUCAUGCUGAAGACGAUCUUAAAGAACUAGAGACCACAACCGGGGAAGUGAUAGGUCGAUAUGAGUCUUGUGUCAAUCAUUAUAAUGGCCUCCACUCCACUAUCUACAAAUCCAAGUGGGAGGAUGGGACUGUCCGAGCAGUGAAGGUCACUAUUCCCCAUAUGAUGACUGCCCCCCAUGAUGCGCACCGCGAGGCGCGCCUGUUACGCGAAGCCUCUCAUACGCAUAUCCUUCCUUUGAUAGAGACAUUCAGCCUAGAUGGCGGCAGGUUCAUCUUGGUUCUCCCAUUCAUGAAAUAUGAUUUCGAGCAAUUGCUCCGACGGGGCAUAGUGACUGCUUCUCAAACCCGGUCAAUUCUGCGAGACCUUUUCCGCGGUCUUGCCCAUCUCCACAGCCUGGGUAUAAUUCAUCGAGACAUCAAGCCCUCGAACAUUUUGAUGGAAUCUCCCAAUGGGCCUGCAUAUUUGGCAGACUUUGGCAUUUCGUGGAAAGAGGGUGAUACGGGAUCUGAGCCACCUAGCCAGAAAAUCACAGAUGUGGGCACAACUUGCUAUCGAGCCCCAGAGAUUCUCUUCGGAUUUAAAGGAUAUGGACCAGCUCUCGACAUCUGGGCAGCCGGAUGUGUAGUGGCAGAAGCCAUUACUGUCGGUCACCACCAACUCUUCGACUCUGGACCCGUGGGCAGUGAUUUAUCGCUGAUUUUCUCCAUCUUCAAAUUGAUGGGCACUCCGGACGAACAACGUUGGCCGGAGGUUCGGGAAUUGCCAGAUUGGGGGAAAGUAGAAUUCCACUCUUUCCCUCCGCAGUCCUGGGAAGACAUCCUCCCGGGUGCGUCUUCGAAAGGCCGUGAUUUGGUCAACCAGCUGUUGCGCUAUGAGACCAGCGAAAGACUCUCAGCAGAAAAGGCCCUCGCCCAUCCAUAUUUUGUCGCCACCUGA